Molecule: messenger RNA, 1692 nt
Organism: Kluyveromyces lactis
Lineage: Eukaryota; Fungi; Ascomycota; Saccharomycetes; Saccharomycetales; Saccharomycetaceae
Gene: CQD2
Product: Cqd2p
Exons: 1
Coding region: 1-1692 (563 amino acids)
Biological process (GO): lipid homeostasis; mitochondrion organization
Cellular component (GO): mitochondrial inner membrane
Source: RefSeq, a predicted model, not a curated record
AUGCUUACUAGAAAUAUUGUGCGGACGCGACCUUUCUCGAGCCACCUUUUUAUAAGGACUUUGAGGCAACAGAGGUUCUUUUCUGACACAACUUCGGUUCCGAAAAAGAGGUUAAUAAAUUGGAAAUAUGUUGCAUUCGGUUUGGCAGGUACUGGUGUGGCUUUCUAUAACACUAACGAUACUUUCCAUGAUUUCACUAGGCACAUAUACUUGACUUUGGGCCGUGUUGGUGUUGUUACUCGGGCAACGGCUCGCUGUUUCUAUCAUUACAAAAAGACCCUUGACGGGAAAUAUCAAAAUGAUGCGGAGUAUCAAACAGCGUUGAAGAACUGCCAUAAGAGAUGUGCAGAUAUUACUCUUAAAGCACUUGAACGUAAUGGUGGAGUGUUCAUCAAGUUGGGUCAACAUAUUGGGGCUAUGACGUACUUGCUACCGCCCGAAUGGACCGAUACGAUGAUUCCAUUGCAGGAUAAAUGUCCGGAAUCUACCGUUCAAGAAAUAGAUCAAAUGUUUCAGCAAGAUCUCAAAUGUACUUUGGAUGAAGUGUUCUCUGAAUUUGAUCCAAGACCUAUUGGUGUAGCGUCGUUGGCUCAAGUUCAUGUUGCUAAACUAAAGUCUACUGGCGAAAAAGUAGCAGUCAAGUGCCAGCACCCUCAGUUGAAGGAAUUUGUUCCAUUAGAUGUGAUGCUUACCCAAACAGUUUUUAAUCUGUUGGACGUGGUGUUCCCAGAAUACCCAUUAACAUGGCUAGGGGAUGAAUUACAGUCUUCGAUUUAUAUUGAGCUAGAUUUUACAAAAGAAGCUGAAAACGCCAAGAAAUCCGCAGAAGAUUUUAUCAGCUGUGUAAACAAAACAGCAUUAAGAAUUCCUAAAGUUGUAAGUGCUAAUAAGAGAAUAUUGAUAUUGGAAUAUCUACACGGAGAAAGGUUGGAUAAUAUCAAAUACAUGGACGAACAUCACAUCUCAAGAUCAGAGGUCUCUUCAUGUCUAUCUCAUAUCUUCAAUAGGAUGAUUUUCACUCCAAACGUUGGCAUUCACUGUGAUCCACAUGGAGGAAACUUGGCCAUCAGGGCGCUAGAAAAGCCAUAUAAGGGUCAUAAUUUCGAAAUCAUUCUAUAUGACCACGGGUUAUACAGAACACCUACUACGGAGAUGAGACGAGACUAUGCCAAAUUUUGGUUAGCGCUCCUUGAUCAAGACCAAGAGAAAUUACAUUAUUAUGCGAAACAGUUUGCCCAUGUCAAUGACGAGCAGGUUCCCCUAUUUGCAGCUGCAAUUACUGGCCGUAGUAUUGAUACCGCGUUGAAUUACGAUAUCUCUAAACCAAGAUCUCAGGAGGAAAUGGCAGUUAUGUCUUCAAAAAUAACUGAAGGAGACUUGUUGGUUGAUUUGAUGAGUAUUCUUUCGAAAAUACCCAGUGUUGUACUAUUAAUCUUGAAAACAAAUGAUCUCACUCGACACUUAGACGAAUGUCUCCACAAUCCAUUGGGCCCUGAACGAACAUUCUUAAUUAUGAGCCAGUAUUGCUCUAAGAUCGUUUAUGAUGAAGCUCGUGAGACGAUUAAUGGAUCAUAUUCAAGAUGGUCUGUGAAAUGGAUAUUUUGCGAACUAAAAGCCUGGUUGGAAUUCCAACGUCGUAAGAACCAAUUAGUCUUGUAUGAUUUAGCUUUAUGGUGGAAGAACAAAUUUUAA